Striga hermonthica is the source of this 282-nucleotide messenger RNA. The record is from the annotation of a GenBank genome assembly. Lineage: Eukaryota; Viridiplantae; Streptophyta; Magnoliopsida; Lamiales; Orobanchaceae.
AUGGGGAGGGACCCCGAAUUUUGGGAGAGACCCAAAGAGCUUCGGCCCGAGAGGUUCCUUGAGAGCGAGAUGGAUGUUAGGGCCCGUGAUCCAAUGUUUAUCCCAUUUGGGAUAGGCCGAAGGGGUUGCCCUGGGAUGGUGAUGGGGCUAGUGGCCACCGAGCUUUCCCUAGCCAACUUGUUGUACGCUUUUGAUUGGGAAUUGCCGACCAGGAUGAAAGAGGAUGAUGAGGAUUUCGAUGUCUUGCCGGGGAUGACGACGGAUAAGAAGAAGCCUAUAUAG